Molecule: messenger RNA, 1118 nt
Organism: Tarenaya hassleriana
Lineage: Eukaryota; Viridiplantae; Streptophyta; Magnoliopsida; Brassicales; Cleomaceae
Product: UDP-glycosyltransferase 72E1-like
Exons: 1
Coding region: 51-992 (313 amino acids)
Molecular function (GO): UDP-glycosyltransferase activity
Source: RefSeq, a predicted model, not a curated record
CAUCAACAAUAUAGACCAAAUAAAAUUCAACCCCAUCACAGUUCAUAGCCAUGCAGGUCGUGAAACCACACGCCGCCAUUUUAGCAAGCCCCGGUAUGGGCCACGUCAUCCCCGUGAUCGAGCUCGGCAAGCGUCUAGCCGCUGGCCAUGGCUUCCGCGUCACCGUCUUUGUCCUCCAAGCCGACCAAGCCUCCGCUCAGUCCCAGUUUCUGAACUCACUCGGCCGCGACGCAGCCCUCGUCGACGUGGUCGGCCUUCCCUCGCCGGAAAUCUCUACCGCGGCUGACCCAUCAGCCCACUUGGGGAUCUCGAUUCCGGCCAUUAUACGAGAGGCCUUCCCGGCCCUCCGGUCUAGGAUCUCAAACAUGCAACAUAAGCCGACCGCUCUCAUCGUCGACUUGUUCGGCACCGAGGCUUUGCCACUUGCCGAUGAGUUCAAUAUGUUGAAGUAUGUUCUGAUAGCUUCCAAUGCGCGGUUUCUCGCGGUGGUUAUGUAUUUCCCGACGCUUGACAAAGCCGUCGAAGAAGAGCACGUCAACUACAAGAAACCGCUCGAUAUACCGGGUUGUGAACCUGUCCGGUAUGAGGAUACUCUCGACGCAUAUCUCGACCGGACCAGUCCGUUGUACCGUGGGUUGAUCGAUUUCGGUCGGUUUCUUCCGACGACCAAUGGUAUAUUGGUGAAUACGUGGGAAGAAAUGGAGCCCAAGUCGUUGAAAUCGCUGCAAGACUCGAAAUUCCUCGGAAGGAUUGCCCGUGUACCGAUUUAUCCAAUCGGUCCGUUGUGCAGACCGGUCGAACCGUCAAAAAAUGGAAACCCGGUUUUGGAAUGGUUAGGCAAACAACCGGACGAGUCGGUGCUUUACGUCUCUUUCGGGAGCGGAGGUUCUCUUUCGCCUAGGCAGCUAACCGAGCUGGCUUGGGGUCUCGAAUUGAGCCGACAACGUUUCGUGUGGGUGGUCCGGCCACCGGUCAACGGCCCUCUAUUUUAAAAUUUGUGUUUUCUUGUAUAUAAAAAACACUAAUAAUUAAUACGGGAAAUUAAUGUUUGGAAUUUUUAUAUCAUUAUGUAGUAUUUACAAGGUACAAUAGUAUAAAAUCGACAUAAUAAACUGUUA